Ectocarpus siliculosus is the source of this 3512-nucleotide messenger RNA. NCBI's taxonomy places the organism in Eukaryota, Phaeophyceae, Ectocarpales, Ectocarpaceae. The record is from the annotation of a GenBank genome assembly.
AUGGACGCGGGACGUGGUGGUGGCGGAAGAGGCCGCGGCGGUAGAGGAGGCAGAGGCAGAGGAAGAGGAGGAGGGCGUGGAAACAGCUCCGAUCGAGGUGGUGGUCGUGGCGGUCGUGGUGGCCGUGGGAGGGGCGGCGGGCGCGGAGCAGGGAGAGGUGGAGGGCGGGGGCGUGGCAGUAGUGGGCGCUCCAACGGUGCUGACCCCAAGGAUGAAAACACGAAGCCUGACUCUUCCGAUGGUGGAGACGGCAAGCGAAAGUGGUCCUCCGACAGCAAGGGAGCUGGCGGUAGAGGAAGGGGCCGCGGGCGUGGUGGGGGAAAGGCGAGCGGCGGGAGAGGGAACAGCGACGACAAAGGGGGUGGUGGCGGUGGAGAGGAAGAUAAGGGGCCAGCGAACAAGAAGCGGAAGCUCAAACUCGAACGGCAGCAGCAACGCCCUCAGUUCAACACCGUGAAGAGGUCGAAGGAAAUAUGGAACAAGCUAAGGGAGCGCAAGGUGCCCCCCGAAGAGCGAGCGAAGCUUGUGCAAGAGCUGCUGCAACUGAUCAAGGGGAAGGUGAUGGACAUCGCGCUCAAGCACGACGCCAGCAGGGUGGUGCAGACCGCGCUGCAGUUCGGGAACCAAGAGGAGCGCCUGUCCAUCCUCACGGAGAUCGAGGGGCACAUCGCCCAGCUGUCGCAGCUGACGUACGCGCACUUCAUCGUCCUGCGCCUGUUCAAGGAGAUCAAGGGCGCCGAGGAGCAAAAGCGCGUUGCCAAGACCUUCAGGGGGCAGACGGUGAAGCUGGCGACCCACGCGAUCGGCGCGAGGGUGGUGCAGACGGCGCUCGACUCGCUCCCCGUGGCUUCGGCCGCGCUCAUCAAGUCGGAGUUCUACGGCAAGGAGUACGCCUUGUUCACCGACGACAACCAGCCCCACAGUCUCAAGGCGGUUCUCAAGGCCAGGCCUGACAGGCGUGCUGUCGUGAUGGCCCACGUGAACGGGGUGAUCACAAAGCUGCUGUCCAAGGGCCUCAUGAAGUUCGAGUUCGCCCAUGACCUGCUCUGGGAGUACAUGCAAGAGGCCACGCCUGUGCAGAUGCAGGAGCUUGUGCCGCAGCUGGUGGACUCGUACAUGCUCCUCCUGUCCACCCGCCCCGGGUCGAUGGCGGCGGCGAUGUGCGCGGCGCAUGGGGGCGCCAAGGAGCGCAAGAGGAUGAUGCGCGCCCUCAAGGGGUACGUCGCCGCCUCGCUCACGCACAGCGAUGUUGUGAAACAAGCCGAUCACUUGGUCGCGCCCAAGACUACCGCCGCCGGCAACAUCGUCCCCAAAGCAGGAAAGGGCACCAGCGCGGAGGAGUGGGUCCCCCGGGGCACUACGGCCCCGAAGGGAAACCCCGAGCGAGGCGUUGCUGCUGCGGGAGAUGGUGUUACGGGCAUGGAUGUAGAGGGAGAGGAGAAGGAGGACGAAGAGGAUGAGGACGAAGAUGAUGAGGACGACGAAGAGAAGAAGAAAGAGAAGGAGGAGGAGGGAGAUGCGAUGGAGGAGGAAGAGGCUGCUGCGGCCGCCCCUCCCGGGCUCCCGCUGGUAUACGUGAUGGGCCACACGAACGGGUGCAAGCUACUGCUGAGGCUGCUCGCGCCGGACCGCACCGGGUAUGCUUUUUUCAGGUACCUUCACCCCGAAGAGCUCGAGCUCCUCAAGCCCACCAUGGUUCCCUCACCCGCUGCCGCAAAAGCAGCAGCGGCCACCACCGGGGACGACGAUGACGAGGAGGACACCAAGGCAGGGGGGCAGGGGACAGAAGUUCCCCUCGUCCCCUCCUCGAGGAAGGAGGCGUCGGUCAGGAGGAGGGAGCUGCUGGCCUACCUGAGGGAGCCGCUCAGGGAGGCGUGUGCGACUUACGCGCCGAUGCUCAUGAGGUCCAAGUGCGCCGGGUCGGUGGUUCUGCUCGAGGCAAUACGGGCCAUAGGAACCCCCGAGAUUGUCGCCGCCGUGGUGGAGGCUGCGUGCGCCAAGUCGCACGUAGGGAAGCUGCCCAUGCAUGAGGACCCUUCGGCCCACCUCUUCAUGAAGCAGCUCCUCGAACGGGAGGCCGAAGCCCAGAAGGCAAAAGGCGGAGCAGAUUCUGCUGCUGCCACGUCGGACACCCCUUCGUUCGCGGACGCCCUUCUCGAGAAGGCAGGCGGGCAGCUGUCCUCCUGGAGUUCGACGAACCGAGGCGGUUUUGUGGUGACCGCUCUUGCGGAGGUGCCUAGCACGGGCGCCGCGGUGCGGGAGGAGCUCGGGACGAAGACGGCCCGGGCGCGGCUGGUGAAGGAAGCGACGGAAGGCAACAACAUGGGAACCAAGGUCUUGGCUGAGCGGCUCGGUUUCGGAGAUUUCGGCGCGCGAAAGAAGCCGCAGCCAAGAAGCGCAGGCGAAACAGGAAAGAAGACGCGUUAAGUUCAGGGAGGAUAGGAAUCGCGUGAACUCCAAAGCCGUAGGCGAUCAGUAAAUGAAUAGUAGUAAGUCUUAGGAGGAGCACUGGAAUCGCGUGGACUCGUCCCAGGUGGCGGAGACGGGCAGUUACUUGGGCGGGGUUGUGGUGCACGUGUGUCGGGGGGGCGGGGGUGUUACUCGUGCUGCCUUCACGCAACGCGGGCGGUCAUGGUCUUCCCAAAAGCGCGUACUAGGGCUGAUCGACGAACGCCUGAAUCUCCUGAGUGCGGUUGCGACAACGGGAGUAAGAACGCCUGUGAUUUGCCCGACCGCUUUCAGCUCACAUGGGGCUGGGUUUGGCCUUUUGUUCAGUGUCGUUUUUAUAUGUUGUUUCUUAACGUGAUGCGGUCCUAACGUAGGGGGAGAGUCCCCUCGUGGAAGUUCUUGCGGAGGGCUCAUAGGCGCAGGGCCACUGAGGGACGGGGGUAUUUGGUUUUGAGUGACGAAGCGGCAGGAGGUUCUGUUGGUUCUGAUGGGUUCGUGAGUCGGGUUCCGAGCAAGAACCAAGAGCGCGAAAUAUAGGGGUAUGCAUGCCAGUAUUGUGCGGGCAAUAUCUACUUUCUCUGUUUCGCUUGGUUUACGUGUAGGGAUGGUUGCGUUUUUUCGGAUGAGAGAGCAACCGUGUGGCCUCCCGAUCGUUUUGCUCCAGACGUACGUUUUAAGAGGUUUGUGACUGAUGCUACGGUAGGGGAGUGCACUGUCGUGCCGAAAUCUUGCACUUUUGGGAGAAAUCGUGCAGCCCUAUUUCGGUGAUCGUACGGCGAGUUUAGGACGUGGCCAAUAGGUUUACGUAGGUGUGUCUUUCUACCCGAAAUGAUAAUAUUACGUGACCCGCCUACCGUAGCACCACUCUGUAUUGGCAAUCUUCGUCAGCCUUAUGGAUGCCUGGCAUAACGGCCAGGUCUACUGUUAAGUGGGUUGUGUACGUCGCUUUCUGGGCGGCAUCUAGAAGCAGGCUGUAGGUGGGCCACAUCAGCCGGGUCAUCAUUUUCCGCGGACCCCUUAUGUUUUGCUCUGAAUGCCGGUCUCAAUACCAAUCGUUACCAUUU